Molecule: messenger RNA, 2372 nt
Organism: Astrephomene gubernaculifera
Lineage: Eukaryota; Viridiplantae; Chlorophyta; Chlorophyceae; Chlamydomonadales; Astrephomenaceae
Source: the annotation of a GenBank genome assembly
AAACACUUUCAGGAUGAGGUCGAUUUACUUCUUGAGCCUUAUCGUUGCAGCUUCGUUGUUCGGAGCUGCAUGCGUAGCCAGUUCCGCUUUAGAGGCAAAGGAAUUGGCAAGAAGGAGUUUUGCAGGAAAAGACUUGCGGCUUGUUAGUACAAACAGUCCUUUCCUAGCAAAGAAGUGUGUCUUCAUCCUUGCAACCGGGCAAUCUGGGUCGACAGCGCUAAUGGACGCCCUCAACCAGCUGCCCAAUUAUCUCAUACGCGGAGAACAGUGGGCUGCGCUCUGGAACAUCUAUGAGUCCUACAUGUGGGAUACCCGCUGCCUCCACGGGAGGGCUCGCCGAUGGCAACCUGGCCCUCUAUGCCGUAAACCACCUUCGCAGAAACUUUAACUGGACAGUUACAGUUCCCCUCAGCCAGAAGAAAUUUAACUGGUCGGAGCACCAAGAAGCAUCGUUUCAUGGGAUUAAGCACCUGUACGACGAAGGAGCUGCCGUGGAAAAGCUGUCUUGGUUCAACGAAUUUUCGACCGAACGCGUAAUGGCAGCUGCGCGGUCUUACUACGCAGUGCUGUACGGAUAUUAUGGCAAGAACUUCGUGUCCGGUUUCAAAGACAGCAGGUACGUUUGCGGACACUCCUUCCAAUCCGGCAGGUGCCAAGAGGUUUUCUUGGGCUUCAUGACCUUCCUUCGUAACAUCUGCCUAGACGUCAAGAUGAUCUUCAACUCCCGCGCAUCGGCUUCGUUUGGAGCCAACAGCAAGCUGUACGACAGGGAGCCGCGGAAUACCCAAGAGGCGUUUGUACGUGAUCUCAACGAAACACAUGCGUUGUACGACGCUUAUGUACGGAGCAACCCGGAUCACGCGCUUCGCGUCUUCUACGAGGACAUGUAUGAUGCCGAGAAAAACGCGACACUCGUACGACAGCUGCUACAAUUCCUUGGGGAGGACAACAAGCUGCCCGCCAACCCCAUCCGCUUCAAUCGCAUGCCCCCGUCAUCAACCGUCUAGUCAGCAGGGAGUGCUGCGACGCCCCGGGGAGCACCACUCACCCCGGGGAGCUCGGCGCCACACCUGCCUCUCCGCCUAUGGCGCGUGAGAGCGAAUGCAAAUUUGCAUGCAUGCAAGUUACACGGUCGACGGAGGAGUGCGCCAUUUGCUUCCAUGCAAUUAGGAUUUUUGUCGCUGGUGGGGGAUGGUCUAAACGGCAAAUUCAGGUUCAAAUCCAAGCCCUGUUGGGCGGCUCUUUGACACGGGCGAUGCACGUAGAUAAUUGACGUGAAGUGAUGUGGUGGCUGGUAGCCGUGGUAGGUAGAUUGACAGACAGGUUAUUAGCUGUGUAUUCUCGUCUCCCAUUUCCACGUGUGUAUGCAAGUGUCCGGCUUAUUCAAAACUCGCGUGCAUGAGUCGUGUGCGGCACACAUACAUGCACACGUCUUAUUUACCGUUAUUGUUUUCACUAGAAAGGCACUAGAAAGGUUUUACUGUAGCAAUACAGGGUAGGGCGUGGCAGUACAGGACUGAGUUGCGAUGAGGACGGCGCACCGGUGCCCUGCCGUACACAUACCGUUGUACCGCCUUAUGGCAGGCAGAUGAAUGCAUGUAGCUGGUCGGUUGGAAUGGGCUGGGUUCGACCUUUUCUUCUUCGCCGUGUCGUCUUCAAUUCCAUGGCUUUCUCCCUGUUUUUUCUUUUCCCUGAGGGCAGAUACAGCUUGCAGGAGGGGUGUAGUUUUGAAUUCCUUUUAUGAGGUGCGUGGAGCGCCUUUGAGGGCUGGAUGGCGGUGGUUAGUUACUUUGUCCUGGUCUUUCGUCGCCGGUGAGAGAUUGUAAUAUGCGAAUGAGAGACGGUGGUGCCGGAUGGUCGGCCUGACUUACGUAGGGUAUUGCUCGUCGGGUUUAUGUGUAGGCAUUGCUGCGUCACGCUGUCCUAAUAACUUGCGCUCCUGAUGCACGGCAAACGCCAUUGCCUGAGCAUCAUCCAGGGGGCUGCACUGCUUACAAUUACAGAUCAUUAGGUACGGUGCCGAUCUAGGCAUUGUUGGGUCGUGCUGCCGUGAUGCUUUCUAUGAACUGGGGCACCAGCUAAGCGCCACUCCUCGCCCUUAUAAGCGUGCGUGCUUCAUUUCUGUCUAUGGUGUGUUGUCACGCAUGGGGUUUUCGCCUUUCCCAAGCCUGGGGUUUGCACUUUCCCCACCCAGGGCUUUUGCGUUCGAUUGCUCCUUAGUCAGCCAAUACUAAUUCCAUCUGAAGUUUACGGUGCAAUUUGGGGUGGCGGUGUAGCAAUUACUCGAGCAUCCUAGACAGGGAGCGCUAGCUGAGUAUCGCAUGUUACCGGUAGCUUGGGUUGGAGGGGCGAAUACAUGUAAGAAGCCUGAU